CUGGGUGGGUCCUCCUUCCCCCAGGCAGGAGCCCCUGAAAGACUGAUUGAUUGACUGGGGAGAAGGAGAGAAGAGAGAAAGAGAGAGGGGCAGCCAGCCCAUCCCAUCCCGUGCGAUGCUCUGGCGCAAAAGGUAAAUUCAUCGUCCCAUUCCGCCCUCCUCGUCAAGACCUUCUCGUCACAGUCCAAAGGUCGGGAAACCUGGACUAGUCUACAACCCGCAAUACUACAGCAGGAGGGAGGGCCCGUGUCUCGUCCCGACUGAACGCCCUUCCUUUCAUUGCUUGCUUGCUUGCUUGCUUUGCUGCUUGCUGCUGCCACUCACCACCACUUGGUUGUUUUGAUCAAACUUCCCCUUCCUAUCCUGUUCUGUUUCCAUCCUCCUCUUUCUUCCCUUCUCAUCCUCGCUGCUGCCAGUGCGUCGCUGGACUGGCAGACUGGACGGCACAGAGUCGACAUAUUACCCCUGACUAGGCUGCUUUGGUGGCUAGCUCCCACUUGUCGCGUUACCACGCCAUACCUUGACCCGACUGCCACUUGCACGGCAUCGAGAAACCGACCCGCCGGUCCUAUCAUAUCCACGAGCACGACACUCCCGCACGUCUGCAAAGCUGCUGUAGUACAUCCUGUCUGUCUGCCUUACUGUUCCUAUCUCUCUGCCCAUUCCUCUGCAGGCAUUGUGAGCUGCCUGACUCGGCCACCAAGUACGUCGGGUCGCCGGCAUCAAUUGUCGAUUCUAAGGCGCUUAAUCGAGGCUUCGACCCGUUCAUGCCACUCGCCGCACGUCGCGAGGCCCUGCCACCAACUCGAGCGUCACUCGUUCUCGUCUCCGGUCCGAACAGACAGCCACCUAUCGAGGUUUCGACCCCAGACCUGCUGUCCAUCGCAACGCACCUGCAGCCCUGAAGACCAGGGACCUCUCGCGACAGCCCACCACGGACUGCACUUUUGCAAGGCCUUGUCCUUUCGCUCUUGCCCACUUUUCCACACCGGCAGCCAAUUCGUCCCAAAUCCGGGACCGUUUCCCUGGACGGCCUGUCUCUAAAUUUGCUGGCGCCCGCCCGCCCAUCUUUUUCGUCCGGAGCGUCUUCCGUGCCGCCUGAAACGAACUCACUUUGUUGGUCCAUGCCCUAGUGGCUUCCCCCGAGCAUAGCGCCAGCCGUACAUUUCAAAGAAUGAGCAAUCCUCAACGCUCCAGUUUCGGGAUGCUGCUAAGACGCAGCAAGUCAGGCGAGAUGAAGGGAGGAAAGAAGGCCCAACAGGCCGCCAGAGAGGCAGAACUUCAGCGCCAGCGAGAUGCUGCAGUCCCCAAGUCCCCGCCCCGACUCCCACAGCUCUACAACGGGGCCCCCGCCCCCCAAUUCGACCACUUUGGCGUUGACACCCGCCCCGACUCCAUCGCCAUCGUGUCAGGCAGAGCAGACCAGCGCGAGUACAGCACCAGUCUCCACCGCCCUUCAAUGGAUCCGCCCCGCGUCUCCACCAGCACUGCUCCCGCCGUCCCUCCAGUCCCCAACGGGAAUUGGGUCGACCCGUACGCGCGCACCGAGAGCAUGACCCACCGUGGACGUUACAGCUACGCCAGUAGUGCGGUCAGCACUGUCAACAGCCCUCGGCGCGUGCGCAGGAGGAAGGACCCUACCCCUUUCAAUAUCCUGAUCAUCGGAACGCGGGGUUCCGGCAAGACCUCAUUCCUCGAGUUUCUGAAGACUGCCCUUGCCCUGCCUGCCAAGAAGCGCGCCAAGAGCACCAUCGAGGACGAAUCCAGCUCCAACCGGGCACAGCCCUCUGGCAACUUCAUCCCUCAUUUCAUCGAGAGCGAGAUCGAUGGCGAGCGCGUUGGAGUCACCCUCUGGGACUCGGAGGGGCUGGAAAAAAAUGUCGUUGACCUGCAGCUGAGAGAGAUGUCAACGUUUCUGGAGAGCAAGUUUGAGGACACAUUCGCCGAGGAAAUGAAGGUCGUGAGGUCGCCUGGUGUACAGGAUACCCAUAUCCACGCAGCUUUCCUGAUCCUCGAUCCAGCUCGGCUGGAUCGCAACAUUGCAUCCACCAAGGCCGUCUCAGCCAACGGCAAUGGCAAGUACCACCCAGAUACCCGGAUCGUCGGCAGUCUGGAUGAGGAUCUCGAUCUACAGGUGCUGCGGACACUGCAGGGCAAGACAACCGUCAUUCCCGUCGUCGCGAAAGCCGAUUCCAUCACAACCAAGCACAUGAACGUCUUGAAGAAGACUGUCUGGGACAGUCUCAAGAAGGCAAACCUGGAUCCUCUCCAGGUUCUGGGCCUGGAGGACGACGAUUACGAUUCCCCGCCAUCCUCGAGCCGAAUCCCAGAGGAGCCCGAGUCGCAGGACGAGGAUGAACAGAGCGACGAGGAGGAAGCUGAGGUUGAUGAAGAGGGAGAAUUGCCAAUUCAGGGCAACGAACCCACCAGUUCUCCCAGGCAGUCGGUCACUUCCGUGCGACGCAGCCGGACAGGGGACGAGCUGAAAGAAGACGAGAUCCCGUAUAUUCCCAUGUCGAUCAUCAGUCCCGACAUUUACGAGCCCGAAGUUCUCGGCCGAAAGUUCCCUUGGGGCUUCGCAGACCCAAACAAUGAAGAUCACUGCGACUUCCUCCGGCUGAAGGACUCGGUGUUUGGCGAGUGGCGCAACGAGCUCCGCGAGGCCAGCCGGGAGCAAUGGUACGAAGGAUGGAGGACGAGCCGCCUCAAGCAGCGCGAUGGACCAGUUCGACGUCGAUAGGAGAAGAGGUUCGGACCCGUUGAUCCAGACGCGGAACCCCGUUUUGAUAUCCAGGCACACUAUCGUCAAGCCCAUAAUCACAGGGUUGCGACCGUCUAGGGUUAAUACUUCCUCGCCCAAGUACUCUUCGCUCUUCCGACGCGACACACCCAGCCCACCACCUCUGGGACUUCCAACUCAUUUAUACCUCUUUUAACUCUUAUCAGUGGUGCUGAAGAGGCCCAAUGCGUCCUUCAGAAAACCCCAUUUCGGCUGUAGAAAUUAUUUCUUGCAAGUACCUCGUCGCCUCGAUACCAUGGGCCAGGCUGGGGGCGUCAUGGACGAUUCCACCUCCUCAGGACAUUUGAUGGGGGGCAUACGAUGGCAGCACAAUCGCGUCUGCAGGCGUUACUUUACGAGUUCCAUUCUACGUCAACAAACAUUUCAACACCAACCCGACUCUUCUCAUUGCUUGAGGCUUCUUUCCAGGAGACGGUUAAUGACUAAACUUCUCUUCUUUUUUUAUUUCGUUUGUCGUGCACUUCUAGGAUUCCCCAAUUUUGGUCGGAUUUGCUCAGCAGAAGAUCGGGGGAAAGGGGGGCUUGGGGGCUGAGAAUGAGAAGGUGGAGAAAGGGUCAAACCGAGGACCGUUUUGAUAUCAGAUACCUUACAAGCUGCUGGCAAGGCUAGGCUGUUAGUUUGAGACUUUACAUUACCUAUGUAGGCAGGAAAGAGUGGACGAGAAAAUGUGAGACAUCAACUCCUGGAACAGUCUUAUUUGUCGCAGUGCCGUCCUUUGCCUCUACCAGGCGGGGAGUGGAAAUGUACACAUCUCUCAAGGACCACCGGCUCUGUCCAAUCGCCUCUUGCCACCGCAAUGCGGAUGUAUAAUUUGAUUAAUCGAUUAUUUUUUUCUCCCUUGUG
Messenger RNA from Diaporthe batatas, 3643 nucleotides. RefSeq lists its product as uncharacterized. Gene Ontology annotation, molecular function: GTPase activity; molecular adaptor activity; GTP binding. Gene Ontology annotation, cellular component: cytosol; microtubule cytoskeleton; cell division site. The transcript is spliced from 4 exons. Lineage: Eukaryota; Fungi; Ascomycota; Sordariomycetes; Diaporthales; Diaporthaceae. The record is from RefSeq and is a predicted model, not a curated record. The coding region runs from base 1175 to 2740 and encodes 521 amino acids. Gene Ontology annotation, biological process: cytoskeleton-dependent cytokinesis.